UUUGAAAUGGGAGGUAAAGGGGGGGUGUUUGCACGGACGGGUUUAUCCAUUGCGUGUUGUGUAUCCAGAGUUAUCUUGACGUUCGUGCGAAUUUGUAUCUUCUGUCCACAACUCGCCGACGACAACUCCGCGACGUCGAACCUUCCCGUUUUCUUAAGUGGAUUUUCCUCAAGAAUUUCAAAAAUCAAUCUCCCAAUGUACGCCCUCGCAGGGUUCCCUCUCCUCCUCUUGGGAUUCGUCCUCCCUGUAACCUCUGUAGCAACCAAUCAGGU
Messenger RNA from Bemisia tabaci, 272 nucleotides. The record is from RefSeq and is a predicted model, not a curated record. Lineage: Eukaryota; Metazoa; Arthropoda; Insecta; Hemiptera; Aleyrodidae.